Malurus melanocephalus (red-backed fairy wren) is the source of this 1256-nucleotide messenger RNA. Its product is annotated as E3 ubiquitin-protein ligase RNF182-like. The transcript has a single exon. Lineage: Eukaryota; Metazoa; Chordata; Aves; Passeriformes; Maluridae. The record is from RefSeq and is a predicted model, not a curated record. The coding region runs from base 1 to 726 and encodes 241 amino acids.
AUGGCCCACACAGACAGCAAGCUGGGGUCCCCGCCGGUGGCACCCUCGUCCCCCGAGYUGGAGUGCCAGAUCUGCUACAGCGGCUUCGACGCCCGUGCCCGCAGGCCCAAGCUGCUCCGCUGCGGCCAUCGCCUCUGUGCCCGCUGCCUGCGCAGGAUUGUGCCCCCGGGGGACGCAUCAACCCCUCAGCUCCGUUGCCCAUUCUGCCGCCAGCACAGCCCAGUGCCCGGCGGGGACGUGCAGCAGCUGCAGGAUGACAAUGAGGCACUGGCACUGCUGACAGGCCGUGAACGGGCCAAGAAAAGGGCUCCACCCMGAUCUCCCGAGGUCCUCCUUUGUCCCAGUGUGCUGGAGCCCACAUCCAGCCCCGACUGCCUCGUUGUCACCAUCCUGGAGGUGCCAGAGGACGUGGCCCCACCAGAGAGCCUGGGCAGGCUGGAGGUGGUGCGGCUGUACCGCCCCACCAGCCUGGGUGCRCUGCCCUGCCACAGCCCUGGGCAGAAGUGGCGCUCCUGGGGGUGGCAAGCUGUCCCCCGCUUCAUCCUGGGCGUCCUCUGCCUCCUCUACUUCAGCUCUCUGCCCUUCGGCAUCUACCUCCUGCUCAUCGAGCACCACAGCCUGGGCAUCAUCCUGGUCAGCCUUGUGCCCUCCACCCUCCUCCUCUGCAUUGUCUACAGCCUCUGCCAGUGCCUGUGUCUGGAGGUCUUUGGGUUCCCCCACUCUUGACCYAGCACGGCCAACCCCUGUGCCUGAGCCCGGGAUGAUUUGGGUUCCUUGGGGUACAGGUAUCUGACCCACAGCAUGCUCUGCCUGGACCACGGGGAGCUCAGUGCCUGGUGCCUUCCCAUGCAGAACAGCACUGGCUUUUCCAUGUCGGAGCUCAUGCUGGAGAGGCUGCAGGAGCUCGUUGCAUCCUACAAGCAUUCGGGCUGGACCUUCAGCUCCUCAUCCUCCUCCUCCACAGCAGACAAAGAGCAGGAGCCGGGACACUGAUCCCAACUGAGGAAGCACAAGUGCUGUGUGCUGAGCGCCGCGGCCGGAGGGGCCCCGGCAGGAGAGGGACGGGCAGAGCCCGGGGGCUCCUGCGGCCGGACUGGCCCCAGCACGGCUCCGUGUCCAUAGUGUAAAUAGUUCUGUCCGUGGCGCCCACGCUCCUCGUGGGGCUGCUCCCAUCGCAUCUGUGUUUCUUUCUCAUGUGUGAGUCCCGUGUUCGCUGACAUUGUGUCCUGGAGAGGGAAGGAGCAGAGGAGAAGCGU